Paralichthys olivaceus (Japanese flounder) is the source of this 3397-nucleotide messenger RNA. It is a transcript of the gene pacsin2, whose product is annotated as protein kinase C and casein kinase substrate in neurons 2. Gene Ontology annotation, cellular component: cytoplasm; plasma membrane; endosome. Gene Ontology annotation, biological process: cytoskeleton organization; plasma membrane tubulation; regulation of endocytosis. The record is from RefSeq and is a predicted model, not a curated record. Lineage: Eukaryota; Metazoa; Chordata; Actinopteri; Pleuronectiformes; Paralichthyidae. Gene Ontology annotation, molecular function: phospholipid binding; protein binding.
GUGCGGUGUGGCUGUGACUCCCGGUAACUGACGCUGGUGUCAGUCAGUCGAUCGGUGGUUCCGCUGCCGAGCGGAGAGAACGGCCCGAAAAAGAUUCGUUAACCGGCACCGAGGAGAGAAACGACUGUUCAGCCGAACACAAACCGUCCCGAGGAAGAAACCCAACCCAGGCCCUACAAACUGAGUGUAACUUUGGGCAGCAGCAAUGUCGGGCUCCUACGAGGACUCCAUGAUCGAUGUCUCCAGUGAUAGUUUCUGGGAGGUCGGUAACUACAAGCGAACAGUGAAACGGGUAGACGAUGGCAACCGGCUCUGUAAUGACCUGAUGAACUGUCUCCAUGAGCGGGCACGUAUUGAAAAGUCGUACGCACAGCAGCUCACAGAAUGGGGCAAACGCUGGCGGCAACUUGUAGACAAAGGUCCUCAGUAUGGUACAUUGGAGCGGGCUUGGUCUGCUCUGUGUACAGAGGCAGAGAAAGUGAGCGAGCUCCACAUGGAGGUGAAAGCAGCGCUGAUGGGAGAAGACUACGAGAAACUCAAGAACUGGCAGAGAGACUCCUACCACAAACAAAUGAUUGGCGGCUUCAAAGAGAGUAAAGAGGCUGAGGACGGCUUCCGCAAGGCUCAGAAACCCUGGGCCAAGAAACUCAAAGAGGUGGAGACGAUGAAGAAAUCGUAUCAUUCUGCCUGCAAAGAGGAGAAGCUGGCAGCCAGCAGGGAGACCAACAGCAAACUAGAGAGCAACAACAACCCUGAAGCCCAGAAGAAGCUCCAGGAGAAGGUGGAGAAGUGUCAGCAGGAGGUGCAGAAGACUAAAGAACGCUAUGAGAAAUCCCUUGAAGAGCUGGACAAGGUGACUCCUCAGUACAUGGAGAACAUGGAGCAGGUGUUUGAGCAGUGGCAGCAGUUUGAAGACAAACGCAUCAGCUUCUUCAGAGAGUUGCUGCUGGAGGUUAAACAGCACCUGGACCUCUCAACCAAUCACAGAUUCCAGACAAUCUACAACACGAUGGAAGACACAAUCUCAGCCACUGACGCUGAAGAGGACUUGAAAUGGUUCCGGUCCAGUCACGGCCCUGGCAUGCCAAUGAACUGGCCCCAGUUUGAGAAUUUGGACUGGUCCCAUCCUCGCUCCUUUAAGAGAAGGUCCAUUGUAGACUGGUCCAUUGACCUGAACCGAACGCUCAGCAGGCGAGAAAAGAAGAAGCCAUCGGAAGGCGUCACGCUGACUGGCAUCAGUCAAACUGGAUCAGACCAGCCUGUUCAGCCUGUCAAGACCAGCAGCAGCCUGACUGUGCCCACUAAAACAGCACCAGUGGGUUCGAACCCCUUCGAGGAAGAGGAGGAGGAGGAGGAAGAAGAGGAAAUUGCUGUGGAGCAGCAGACCACAAUCAACCACAUCAGUGUGGAUAAAGAGGAAAUAAAAAUUGUGAGCAGUAUGGAGAAGACUCCAGACUGGUCAGAUGAGGACACAGGAAGUAACCCAUUCUCCGCCAAUGGUGAAGGGAACCCAUUCGAGGAAGAACCCGCUUCUGCGGUUGUAUCUGUGCCUGUCAGAGCCCUCUACGACUAUGAAGGGCAGGAGCAGGACGAGCUGAGCUUCCAAGCAGGGGAUGAAUUAACCAAAAUUGGCGAUGAAGACGAUCAGGGUUGGUGCAAAGGCCAGCUCAAGGAUGGAAAAACGGGCCUAUAUCCUGCUAACUAUGUGGAGGCCAUCCAGUAGUGGAUUGUCACAGAUGAAACAAAUGUGAAGAAAGUGGUUUGUUAAGAAAUGACAGUGCGGCUGGAAAAGGAAAAGGCUCUGCCUCAUUUUCAACCCUUCUCUCCCUGUUGAUGGAGACUGGACCGAAGCAGGAGAAGUACGGAGAGGAGAGGAUGCAGAUUAUAACAGGACCACUUGACUUUUUUUUUGCUUUGACCCGUUGUAGUAAAGUGCUAAGGUGGAGAUUAACCUCCAGUUUCCAGAUGAUUCCAGGCGAGGAAGAAAAAAAAAGCAGUCAGCGUAAAAAUAUGUUACUUAAAAUCCCAUUUAUGCUGUUACAAAAAUAAUAGAUAUUCAAGUAUAUAUAUAUAUAUGUUAGAUAAAACUCAAAGAACUUUGUGUGAAUUUAUAUAUUGUUUUAAUGAAACACUGGGAUGACUCCGACAAAUCGUCUUGUGAUGUUAACCAUGCAGCCUUAAUAUGCAAGCCACUGUGGAUUCAUUAAGGGAGACGACCCUUUUUAUAACUCUGAUUAACCAUGUCUGUGAAUAAGAUUCACAAAUAAAUAUUUCAAGAAACUUUUGGACAAAAUAGGCCCUUAUAUCGAGAGUAUUGAGUCAGAUUUCACUUCAUUCUGUCGUUCCUUUCAGGGUUUUCCGUUAAAAUGUCGGGGUUGUUUUUUUAUAAGGAAUGACAACAACAUUACCCUCACACAGUCCUCAUUUAGCUCACAGUGGGCAGGUUUUCCUCGAGUCACUGCGAUUGAAUGUAUAUUCACUGAUUGUAUUUCUUCACCUGUUCAUCGUUCACUAUUGCUGAUGCUGGGUUUUCGCAAUCACUCACACCUUGAACAACUAUCCACCCAAAUAUCUCCUCUCUGUCGCAGACUGUAAUACCAUACGUUUUUAUUUCCACUCGACACUGAAAGAUUUUCUCACUUGAAUCUGCCAUGUUUAAGUUCUCUCACUUGUCAAAUACACAGUUAUGGGAGAGUGUUUUAAUGUUCUUUGUUUGACAAUAUAUUACAAGUUAUAACAACAAAGCCACAGCCGAGGGUGGUUUCCAUAUGUGCAUGUAAAUAGCCUGGAUUAAACAAACCUAAAGUCAGCAUCAGAUGAUAUGUAGUUGGAAAUUGAUGAUUGUUAAUUUAUGAUGCCACAAGUGCUUUUGUUCUACUCUUGUUAGAAUGCUGUGACUGAGAAUCAGUUUGUACGUUAAUUGAAUCUGCCAUUUUGUUUUGUUUGUAAAUAUGACUCUGUUUUUCACCCCUUCGUAGAGGGUUAUAUUCACGGAGUAAAUCGACAAAUACUUUGUGAAUAAUGGUUGAUUUUCUCCGAGGAGCUAUGACAUGAAUGGACGUACCUGAUUUCAUAACCUUAAUACAUGUUUGGUUUAAGUAAUUCUGUCUGCUUGAGUUUUUUUGUAGAGCUGAGCUGCAGGCGUUUCUCUUGUGCAAGCUCUAAAUUCAUUAACUGCCUAAUGUUUUGAUGAAAUCACUGAAAUAUGCUAUUUGAUGCCCUCAACUGCAGCACAAGAGGAAGAUGAUUAUUUUUUUGUCUUUAAUAAUAGAGAGAAAGGAGACGUUUUCCACAUUAUCAGGGCAUGUUGUCGUCAACACGCAGCAACAGCUGUACUUGCACAGUAAGGUUUGUCAAUGUUGUCUCACAACAUAAUAAAUGACUUAAAAUACUUAAA